Lingula anatina is the source of this 4335-nucleotide messenger RNA. RefSeq lists its product as uncharacterized. Lineage: Eukaryota; Metazoa; Brachiopoda; Lingulata; Lingulida; Lingulidae. The record is from RefSeq and is a predicted model, not a curated record.
AGUGUGUUUUGUAAGCCCCUGUACCAGUACCUGUGGCAGACGCUAUUAAGGUUGGUUACAGGUGUCAAAUGUACCUGGUUAAAAGACAGACGACUGGCAAAAAAGACAUCAGGCGUGAAGACGUGUUGAGUGUGCUAGUAGUAGGUGAUAUAUUAACAUUAAGUGAUGUAAUACAACGCGGUUUAGUCACCGUGCGUUGAAUAUAAAUAGGUAAAGCAUGACUCACACUUUUGUUGUAGUCUCACUGCUCACUGAUUCGUCCCAGGACCGACUGCAGUACAGACCUAUAGCUUGAACAGCGAAAUAUUUUGCGGUAAAUUAAUGCAAGAGGUCAGAAAAUGUAGCGUUCCACUUAUAUAUGUCCCAGCGCAGACCCGCGAGACAACCAUGCCUCCGUGACACCCCUGUGUACCCAGUGACCAUGAUGGCAGCUGCGAGGUCUUUCUGGCUUCAAGUUCUGAGUAUUAGUUUAGUGUGGUGCCUCGUGAUACCGCGCUCACGGGCCACAGACGAUAUAUAUUAUAUGGAUUCUGAGAGUUUCUUCAACGGCUGCAACACCAGGAAUCUUAUCGGCGAAAUUCCCGUGUACGAACGCGACACACUGGUGGUCAAGGCGUGGUCAUCUCGCGCAAAGUCCAUUAACGCCCCGUACAGAUGUACGCUGAUCUUCCAAGCGUCCGGAGGACAUUCAUCGUCCGCAGAAACUGGGUACGGAUUGAGGGUGCGCAUUGUAAACUUAGAAUUGCCCAUCAAUGAGUCGUACCUUGUGUCCGAGAUCGUCUUCAAAGAACACCCGUUUGAUAGCGAUGAAUUGCGACGUUUUGAUCGGCAGCACCGCGGUGAGAUAACGGAUGUUUUCACGAGAUCUCGCUAUUUCACGAUUGGUCUGAGUCGGCGCGGUUCUGUGGACUAUAAUUUUGACCUGACUGUAUCCAGGACCUCGGUGUACAACCGCUAUAUGGACAAUACCUCACACGACUGUGGGAAAAUCAUCGAUGUUGGCUCAACUCAAGUGGAAUUCGUGCACGCUUGGAAGGUGUCAAGAAACCAAGCAAAUCACGAGGGCACGUGCAGCAUUACGUUCCGGAACGCUGACCCCAGAAGACUGGAAGUGGCCUUUCAGAAGCUGAGUAUGGGAUCCUGCACGUCUUCUAUUAAGUUCUAUGAUGGACUAACGAAAUUUAAUCCCCAGCUGAGAUCAGUCACGUGUCUAAAUUCUGCUCUUCCACUGACCACCACUAGCCUUGGCUCUAGUUUGACCGUCGUUCUAAACGCCAAUGGGGAUGAUACAUUUGACUUCCUGUUCACGGUGGCCCCCGUGUAUAUCGUAUCGGCGCCCCCUAUCUGGGGGGUCACGCCCACUCCAGGAGAUAGCAUGACCUAUUUUAUGGACAAUACCGAAAGACAGUGCCAAAGACCAUACACACUGCCCGUCUACUCAAGCGCCAGUACCACUCUAGUAGGAAACGCUUUCCGCCUGCCGCGAAACCAGACAAAAAUUCAUUUCUGUUUAAUGACGUUCCAGACCAGUGACGUCACUCAAGUGAUUCGAGUAUUUUUCGCCAGAUUUCGGAUUUCUUCGUGUAACACCGUAUUAAGUGUGUAUGCAGAAAGAACUGUCCCUGUUCGAACAGAGGGAGUCUCUCUACUGUAUCGAGUUACCUGUGAGAAUUACCAUGCGUUCACUCAGAAAUACGUGUUCAGCACAGACAGACAGUUGACAUUUGUCCUAAGUACUCUGCCGGGUGCUGAUUUUCACUUCGCUAUUGAGAUGAGGGGGGUUGCACGACCUGACCCCUUGCUACCCCCGCCUGCCAUCAGUCACGUCACAGUAUAUCUGGACGACUUUACCAGUGAUUGUGGUAGAACUUUCGAAGUGGACCCUGAUACGGUUAUCGUUAUAAAAGCCUGGGGCCAGGACGAUCCAAACGUGCGCAGGAUAGCCCCAUACGCCUGUAACGUGCGCAUGCGCUCUAGUGCGUUGUACGCAGGCAGGGGGAAGCUAAAGGCGACCACUUCAGAGGUUGACAUCCCGUGUACAAGCGCCGCGACUCUUUUCGUAUAUGACUCCAUUAACUCUGUAAAUGCAAAGAUGCGACUUGGGUCUCAGAGGUGUAACAGUUCAGCCCAGAGACAUCAGGAGAUCGUGUCGUCACAGCCUUACCUGAAACUUUCCCUGACGAGGACGCAGAACAGCAUCGAUUUCAACCUGGAACUCACCGUCAAACAAACGCAAACUGUGGUCACCGUCUCUCCCAUUGAAACUGAUGAAGGCAUUUCCAUUUAUUACAUGGACGGUUACGGCGACAACUGUAACAAAACCCACGUGCUGGACACGGGAAAAGAGAUACAAAUCCGAGCGUGGAGUCACGAGGGGCGAGUAGGCGGCGGCGCAUGUGCAAUGCGAUUCAUAGGCAAUGGUCACACCGACUCGUAUUCCAUUUUCUGGGUUCAAUUUCCCAGCAGUGUGCAUUUUCCUGGCCAAGGAUGUUCACUGUGGAUGGAGCAGCAGUUUUCAAAACUGAUCCUCUACUCAAACAAUAAUAGCUCUAAGACGGUCCUCCAAUGCAUGUCAAUUCCGCCCAGUGAGCUGUAUUCCCACGGAGAGCUCACUCUGCUGUUGAAGCCGGAGUCCAAAGCCGACUACGACUUCACGUUCAACAUUAAACACGUCCAGGCUCCCAUGAAACCCACGCGGGCCAUGGUCACUCAAAGACCUUCCCCUCUGGCCAUCACUGCGGGUGGGAUAUCAGGAAUAGUUAUCGGCAGUGUCAUUUUGCUGGUUGCUAUAGUGGUUGUCGUGGGAACGGUGAGGAGAGGGGAGUGUCAGCGCGUGCGGGCUUCUUGGCAACGACGGUGCAUGCGCGCGGCGGGAACAUCAGAAGGCGUUCAAGUUUCAUUGGGCAACUCGGAACUGUAUGGCCUGCCGAGGUACGAAGAUCUGCAGUUUACAUACAAGCAGCCUCCACCUCCGUACUCGGGGAAAGGUAAUGAAGGCUAUCAGCCUGACGAGUUUAUAGCACCCCCGCCGUACACGGAAUCCAUGCAGAAUCUACAGGUGUGCACCCCAACGGCGCAGGAGAGACGAAGUAGAUACAGUUCUAUGCAGGAGCUGAGAGAACUUGCUGAAAAUGACAUGACGUCGUCAGUGACGUUACCACUUCCACGUGAUGCUGAAACGGACCAGGCGCCACCCCCUCGUGAGCAAUAUGCGGCAAUGGCGCCAACUUCCAGUGACGGUCAGUCGAGAGCUGGAGUUGAAGGAGCUCGUCCAUUCUCGGAAACCACGGUGUAGAUGGCUGUGCAUAUUUGAAAACAUGUUCAGUGCACUGUAUAUAUGUUAUAUAUUUUGACUUGUUGGUUAUUCGGACUUCAUGUGAUAUCACGAAAAUUUGUUAGUAUCAUUUAAAAGUGAACUUUAUAGGAUUACAUUGCAUUUUUUUAUUCAAUCAUCGAGUGGCAUUAAUCUGAAGUCAGAACCACAAAAGUUCUGUAAUAAUAUUUCAUUUUAUACUCAGAAUAUUUAUUUUCUGUGGUCUGGAGUCCAUUGACAGUGCUAGAAAAACAUUUGCCAAAAAUUUGCAAGUGUCGUUAAUCUAUAAAUAAUCGUCUCCGAACUAGGUCACCAGAACAGUGGCGGAGGUGCAGUAUUUCAAAUUCUCCAUUUAGCAUUCCACAUUAAGAAAGACAAAGAAACAAACGUUUCUGUAUAUAGCGUAAUUAUCAAUAAGCCAAGCAGGGCUUCUUACCAUAUAUAUAAUUGCUUCUGUUUUACAUAUAUAUAAUUUAUAUUCGAACUACAUGUAGGCCUAUAUGUAAAUACUUUAUAGCUUUUGAGGUUUUCUAAGGAUCGAGACCCCUUAAAUGGGUCUACUUUAAGGGAUAUUUCCAGGUUAUCCCUGGUCAGGUGCACAAAACUUCAAUACAAUGCUCUACAAAGUAAACUCAUUUUAAAUAUUGUCAACCUUCAACAUACAUACCCUCUACCAGCGCGGCAGAUUAUAUAGGGAAAAAUGGAAAAAUCCACACAGAGCCAAAUGACUGUCUAUUUAUCUAGAGACAUAUCUGUGAACAUCUGUGAAAAAUCAAUCUGUCGCCCUGGUAGAGUGGUAGACGGUACAACAUACAUGGCUGUAUUAAUACUUGUGACCGUUUUUCUAGGUGCUAUCUUUUUAGACAAAAUAUACGUUCUGGGCAUCUCCAAAUGUUUGCUGAAGUCCAUGACAUAGUGACGAAAAUCAUAUAGUUCUGUGAUUGUAUUGUGCAAUUAGCUAUUGGUCAGCACUGCUGAUGACAAAAUUCUCUCUCCAAAUAAAGUUUUCUACUAUAUUGUCA